AGGCAGUGAGGGACAGACAGGGUGUGCUGUUGAGCAGGAAGUCAGCUGUACACAUGUUUAUGUAGAGCAGAGAGUAAGAGCUCACACUGCUGUCAGCUUUCCUCUACAAACUGUGGACUCUGGUCAGAUCUCUGGACAAUGGCUGAAGACAAGAGUGCGCGUGCAGAAGGCUUCGUUGAUGGCACCAUUCACGUGGACGUCAAGGAUUAUUAUGGCAAGAAGUUGAAGAACACCGCCGACCUGCAGACCAAUGCCUGUGUGGCUCCAGCCCAGCCCAUCCCCGCCUUCAUCCGCCAGGCUCUGAAGAAAGUGCACCCUGAGGUCACCGCCAGGUACUAUGGCUGUGGUCUGGUGGUGCCAGAGUGCUUGGACGGCUGCAGGAUACUGGACCUGGGCAGUGGCAGUGGGAGGGACGUCUACAUGCUGAGUCAGCUGGUGGGCGAGAAGGGCCAUGUCACUGGCAUCGACAUGACUGAGGACCAGCUUGACGUGGCCAGGACAUACGUGGACUAUCACAUGAAAGAGUUUGGCUACAAGAAGCCCAAUGUCAGUUUCGUCCGAGGCUACAUUGAGGCCCUAACAGAAGUGGGUCUGGAAAAGGGCUCAUUUGACAUCAUCAUUUCCAACUGUGUGGUGAAUCUCUCUCCAGACAAGAAGCGAGUACUGGCUGAAGCCUACAGUGUGCUCAAGGAAGGCGGUGAGCUGUACUUCAGUGACGUCUACAGCAGCGGAAGACUAACAGAGGAAAUUAAAAAUCACAAAGUCCUGUGGGGUGAGUGUAUUGGUGGAGCGCUCUGGUGGAAGGACCUGCUGCGAUUGGCUGAAGAAGUGGGCUUCAGCCCACCGCGGCUGGUUACAGCCAACGACGUCACGGUUGACAACAAAGAGCUGCAGAGCAUUCUGGGCGACUUCAAGUUUGCCUCUGCCACAUACCGCCUGUUCAAGACCCCUAGAGGCAACACCAAGCCCCGUCAGGUCAUGUAUAACGGGGGCAUUCCAGGAGCAGAGGACAGCUUCCACUUCGACUGUCAUUACACAUUCAAGGUGGAUGAAGCGGUGGAGGUGGAUGGAGAGGUGGCCAGCAUCCUGACCCAUUCCAGAUUCAAGCAGGACUUCACUUUCCAGCCACCGGGAGGCCCUAGUGAGCCCUGCGGAGGCAAACCUAAUAAGGCGGCCAUUGUGGACCCUUUCGAGCUGAUCCCUCAGCUGGAGAAACAAGGUGCAGGAUCAGCCACAGGGGGGUGCUGCAGCACAAAGUCUGCUACCUGCUGCAAAUGAUGGUGGGAAGAGCACUGAGAAAUACAUGCCCAGCAUCAUACUGUCUAUGCAUAAUGACAGUAGUUCAAAUGGACCUGACUUAAUUAUGCCUCAUGCAGUGUCAUUAUGUUGUCACUUAUUAGCAUUUGAAAUGAGAUUUCAGAGAUUGAAAUGAAUUACUUACACAUAAAUAUGUGUCUAGUUGAUGCUCUGUGCACACUUACCCCGUCAAUCACCUUAACUUGAAAAGCAGAAAAGACUGAAAAGAUUAAUUUAAUUCAUUCAAAUAAUAAUGUUGUGUAAAUAAAAAUGACUUUGGCUUUGUAUCAAGACAAGAUCCACAAAUUCAAAACUUGUAAUAUUGAACAAUAUUGAUACCUUCUUCUUUUGAGGAAAUUCUUUUCCCCAAUUGUCUACAAUCUUAGACAUCUGAAUUUUGUAUUCAUGCCAUUCACACCUUCAUCAGGACUUUUCCACCUUUGUAUUACUUGUGUUGUAAUACCUCUAAUUUAAUUGAUUUUUUUUAUCAACAGGUUUUGCAGUAGUGUGUGCUUUGCAAAAAAUGGUCUAACUAAUAUCUGCGAUAUUAUGUUAAUUUUGUGUUAUUUCUGUUAUAGGAUAAUAAAUAUUGUCAAUCACUUAAA
Molecule: messenger RNA, 1901 nt
Organism: Sebastes umbrosus (honeycomb rockfish)
Lineage: Eukaryota; Metazoa; Chordata; Actinopteri; Perciformes; Sebastidae
Gene: as3mt
Product: arsenite methyltransferase
Exons: 11
Coding region: 139-1278 (379 amino acids)
Biological process (GO): arsonoacetate metabolic process; toxin metabolic process
Cellular component (GO): cytosol
Molecular function (GO): arsenite methyltransferase activity
Source: RefSeq, a predicted model, not a curated record